This is a messenger RNA of Bipolaris maydis ATCC 48331, 1272 nucleotides long. The record is from RefSeq and is a predicted model, not a curated record. Lineage: Eukaryota; Fungi; Ascomycota; Dothideomycetes; Pleosporales; Pleosporaceae.
ACACACGAGCACGCACAACUGGCCUCUACAGUACAAAUCGAGCUCCCACGCCGGGCUUCGAUCUGCCACUGAGUCACCAUGGUGUCUUUCUGGCCCUGGAAGGGCAGCGAAGACGCCGCGUCUUUUGAGAGAACACUCAACGCCCUCACUGGCAAGAUCAACAGAGCCGCCGCGCGAAAUGACAAACAGAAGCAGCUUGCGCGCCGCGCGCGUGUCAUGUGGACGCUAUAUGCUGGCUUUGCAUAUAUUCUGAUCGCCGUCGUCCUCACUUUUGUCACUGGCUGGCAGAAUUGGGGUCCCAUUGAGGGGUCUGUUGUCGCGGGCGGCCCACUACUCAUCUACGGUCUACGCUAUGCGCUCAUGAGCUACUUUGACUACCGCAUUCGGAACACGGAGCAUUACCUCGAAAAGUUGGAUAAGGAGCGCGACGCCACUAUCGAGCGUCUAAAGGAGGCCACAAAGUACAACUCAACGCAGCAACUGCUGGAGAAAUACGGUGGUGCUUCGCCAAAGCCAAAAGAGUCGGUUCAGGAUGAGGAUGACUCUCCUGCUCGCAGCAGGUCAAGGGGACCCCAGAAGCCGCUACCGCCGCCAGGUCCACGCACUGGCAUAGCUCCUCCGCCUACUGCAAACAUCCACCGACCUCAGCCUCCCCAGCUUCCGACAACUCCGCAACAGGUGCCUUCGAUUGUGACACCUCCACCUCCGCCAUCGCUGCCUCCCCUCAAUGCUCCCGGUGCUGAAUUUGCAUCCAAUGCCUUUGAAUCUCAUCUGAACAAGCAGCAGCAGCAGCAGGAACCUGCCAUACAACCCCCUACAGUCCCUGAAACCCACUGGUACGACCGUAUUCUCGAUGCCCUGCUCGGAGAAGACGAGACGCAGGCUAAGAACCGCUUCGCCCUAAUCUGCACAGAAUGCCGCCUCGUCAACGGCCAAGCACCCCCCGGCGCGCGUACACUGGAAGACGUCGGCCGCUGGCGCUGUGGCGGCUGUAGUGCAUGGAACGGCAAGGAAAAGGUCCGUGAAGACGAUGUUACACGCCUAGUCAAGGGCUGGGAGGCUGAACGCCGUGCGAAAAGCGAGGCUCAUCUCCGCACGCAGAGUCCGGACGGAGGUAUCGAUUCCGACAAUCGAGAGACGGAAGAUGAUGGCAUUAUGAUUGGGGCUGACGAGGGGCUGGGCGUUCACGUUCCCACCGAGAGUACCGAGGAUGAUGAUGCACCAAGGGCAAGGGUUACGAGGAGUAAGUCGAGGGGAAAGGCGAGGAAGUGA